This is a messenger RNA of Abrus precatorius (Indian licorice), 1231 nucleotides long. RefSeq names its product chaperone protein dnaJ 6-like. NCBI's taxonomy places the organism in Eukaryota, Viridiplantae, Streptophyta, Magnoliopsida, Fabales, Fabaceae. The record is from RefSeq and is a predicted model, not a curated record. The transcript is spliced from 8 exons. The coding region runs from base 169 to 1008 and encodes 279 amino acids.
CUGACCACAUAAGGGAAUGGCGGGAACAAAAUGACGAGCGCCAAAUCUUUUUUUUUUUUUAAAUUAUUUUUCGUUUACAUUUAUGUGUUGUAAACUUGUAAUAUAUAAAUAUAAACAUGAAAUUAAUUUAAAUAAAACAUUGAGUAGCACCAAGCAAACUAAGAGAAAAUGGGGAAGAAGAGAAGUAGGGUUUGCGAAGAUGAGGAAAUUGGAUCUGAUCUCAACCCUCCCAAUCACGAUGAAAACUCUCUCUAUCAGGUUCUUGGCGUGGAGAAAACAGCAUCUCAGCAGGAAAUAAAGAAGGCAUACUACAAGUUGGCAUUGAGGCUGCAUCCUGAUAAGAACCCCGGUGAUGAGGAAGCUAAAGCGAGGUUUCAGCAAUUGCAAAAUGUCAUCUCAAUUCUUGGGGACGAAGAAAAACGGGCUGUUUAUGAUCAGACUGGUUGUGUUGAUGAUGCUGUCCUUGCAGGAGAUGUUGUUCAGAAUCUUAAAGAAUUUUUCAGAACAAUGUACAAGAAGGUCACAGAAGCUGACAUUGAGGAGUUUGAAGCAAACUAUAGGGGAUCUGACUCUGAGAAAAAUGAUUUGAUUGAUCUGUACAAUAAGUGCAAGGGUAAUAUGAACAGGCUAUUCUGUUCAAUGCUUUGCUCAGAUCCUAAACUCGACUCACACCGAUUCAAGGAUAUUCUUGAUGAGGCUAUAGCUGCUGGAGAACUAAAGGAAACAAAAGCCUACAAGAAAUGGGGAAAGAAAAUAUCAGAAACCAAGCCACCAACUAGUCCCUUAAGAAGGAGGGCAAAAUCAUCGAGUAAGCAAUCAGAAACAGAUUUGUAUGCUAUCAUGUCACAACGUCGAGAUGAAAGGAAAGGCCGGUUUGAUUCUAUGUUCUCAUCUCUAGUUUCAAAGUAUGGUGGAGGUCAAAUGCCAGAACCCUCUGAAGAGGAAUUUGAAGCAGCACAGAGAAAGCUGGAAAGCCGUAGGUCCUCGAAAAAGUCAAAGCGAAAAUAACUAACUUAUGAUUGUGCAUAAUUUGUUUCUGAGUGAACUCAGCUAUUGUUAGUGGGAAAUCUUUUUUGCUGAAAUACGGGUUUCACGUGUCUUAAUGUGACUGUUUACUGUCAAGGCUGAAAUAGCAGGAACUUCCCUAGAAAUUUUGGGGUUAUGUUUUUGAACCUUCAGUACAUAUCUUGAUGACAAUUUGAUUUAAUUGAAAUAUCAAUCACCUUAAGGC